Messenger RNA from Elaeis guineensis (African oil palm), 1096 nucleotides. NCBI's taxonomy places the organism in Eukaryota, Viridiplantae, Streptophyta, Magnoliopsida, Arecales, Arecaceae. The record is from RefSeq and is a predicted model, not a curated record.
AAAUUAUUUAAACCGGCGAUCUCCGACGUAAAAUCCGCAGAAUUUUUAAGGAUGGCCUUUCGAGCCGUUAUGCGCUCCGUCCUGUCAUCGGCGCAAAGACGUCCCUUCUGCCGCCCCAAUCUGCACCCCUUGGCGUCCCCUCUUCUCCUCGCCUCUAAGCUUAGGAUUAGUUUUUUCCAUGGAGCCGCUUCUCUGGGCUGCUCCAAUGGCGAUACUCCGUUGCUCGCCACCCCAUCUUCCGCUCCCCUGGAGGACCAAGAUCCGUCCAACGACGUCAAUUCCGAGUCAUCAAAGUCAGAAGGAAGAGUUGCACAAACCACAAAUAUUUUGGUUAUUGGUGGUACUCUGACUAAUGAUGCUGCUAACGAAUGGCUUGUUCUAGAUCAGAAGGUAAACACAUAUCCAAUGUUUAGAGGGUUUACGGCAAUUGGAACUGGAGGUGAUGAUUUUGUUCAAGCUAUGGUUGCUGCAGUUGUAUCAGUACUUCAACAGCCAAUCCUACAGGAACAAGUAACUCAGAGACUAUCCUCCAGGGGCAAGUAUGUUUCUGUAAACAUCGGACCUAUUAGAGUUUCUUCUGUUGAAGAGGCCCAAGCUGUGUACGGUGUCAUGAGGAGAGAUGACAGAACGAAGUUCCUUUUGUAGACUAACUUUGUUUUCUGGACAAGAAGAGAAGGAAAGAAAACCUAAUAGAUUUCACAUUGUUGCAUCCUUGCGACUCUACUGGCAGCUCGAUACUGGUGACAUUUAUUGGUAAUAAGUGUGAGAUGCUGUCAGCUGCAACUGUAUCCAGCUUCAGGCAGUAGGAAUUCUGUUUGGUUCAUCAAUGCCUGGUUUUCUUACCCUUGAUUUAUCGGGUGGAUAGUGGAUGUCUUGGAUUUGAGGUAUCGCGUUUUGUGGUCUACGUUGUCGGGUUCCCCUUUUUGUAGUUCAUUCAAAUUUCUUUUUCAAAAUUUGAUUAUAAAAUCAUCCAAAUGAGCAAGGAAAAGGAUGAUUUGUUUCGUUGUGUCUGAGAAUAUUGUAAUUUUUGUGUUUACUAUUGUAAUUAUUGUUGUUAACAUCAUAUAAUAUAUUAAUAAUUUUAGCCAUUUAUUGA